CCACAAUGUAUCGGGAGUAACAUCCGUGUGGUUUUUUUUUUAUAUCCACGUUUCUGGGAGCCUCUGUUGGAGGAUUUCGACAUCACGCCGUCCCGGAGGCACUACUUUUGUUUCAGAGGACAUGAGUUUGGUGGACGUGAGGCAGACGGUGGGGUCCCUGACCCUGUCGCUGUCCAGCAACGACUCCAAGGAGCGUUACUUCGACCGGGUGGACGAGAGUGACCCCGAGUACCUCCGUAGCAGGAACAUGUCGCCGGACCUGAGGCAGGAUUUCAACAUGAUGGAGCAGAAGAAGAGGGUCACCCAGAUCCUGCAGAGUCCAGUGUUUAAAGAUGAGCUGGAGGGCCUGAUUCAGGACCAGCUGACGAAGGGCAACACCCCUACAGGUCUUCUGGCGCUCCGACAGAUUGCUGACCUGGUCAUGGCCAGCACCGUAGGAGGGGCUGGCCCCCUGACUUCGCCCAUCAGCUUCGGGAUGGUGACUCCAGUCAACGACUUGUACGGCGUGGAGUCGCCCUCCUUUGCCAAAGGGGAGAAACAGAGUCGCUGCAGGCUGGCCAGCCUCUACAGGCUUGUUGACCUCUUCAGCUGGGCUCGUUUUACAAGCUCCUACAUUACUGUGCGUGUCAGUAAAGAGCAGGACCACGUUCUCAUCGGUCCACGAGGUCUGUCUUUCGCCGAGGUGACGGGAGCAAAUUUGGUGAAAGUAAACAUAGUUGGUGAGGUUGUGGACCAGGGUUCUACAGAUCUGGGCAUCGACCACUUUGGAUUCGCUCCUCACGCUGCCAUUUACUUAAUGCGCCCUGAUGUGCGAUGCAUCAUCCAUAUACAUACCGCGGCUACAGCAGCUGUGUCCUCGAUGAAAUGUGGAAUCCUGCCCAUUUCCCAGGAGGCUUUGCUUCUGGGAGACGUGAGCUGCUUUGGUUACCAUGGCAGCCUGGAUAAUAAAGAGGAGAAGGUGGAGUUUCAGAAAGCUCUGGGCCCGACUGCCAAGGUGAUGAUCCUGAGGAAUCACGGCCUGCUGGCUUUGGGAGAAACAGUAGAAGAAGCUUUUCACUACGUGUACCACUCACAGCAAGCCUGCGAAAUCCAGGUGAAUGCUUUGAGGUGCGUAGGCGGCGUGGACCACCUCGUGCUGCUGGACAGGGAGAAGUUUAAACCCCUGACCCAGGGAGUCGCCGCUGCCGGGGUGGUGAUGGACAAUGAGGUCAAGUGGAAAGUGGGCGAGGCCGAGUUCGAGUCCCUUAUGAGGAUGCUGGACAACCUGGGAUACAGGACGGGCUACUCUUACAGGAACCCCAUUGUCCGUGAAAAACCCCGCUCUAAGAAUGACGUGGAAAUCCCUGCCACGGUGUCAGCUGUGCCACCGGAGGACACUGAGCUGGGUCUGCGCAGCCCCUUCAAGUUUAUGGUGCAGAAACAGCAGAGGGAAAGGACCCGGUGGCUCACCUCGCCCAACAGCUACUUGAGGGUCAAUGUUCCUGAACAGUCACCCAGCGGGGACGUCAGCCCCAGGACCAAAACCAUGUGGAUGAAGUCCUCGGAGCCGGGGAACAGCGUCGGCACCCCGAUAAGGAUCGAAGACCCCAACCAGUUUGUUCCACUCAACACUGAUCCCACUGAGGUGUUGGAUAAGAGGAAUCGGAUAAAAGAACAGCACAGAGGCGACCAGAUGACUCCAGGACCAAAGUCUCAGUUACUAGCAGGCAUCGUUGUGGACACCAUACCAGGACCGGCUUUCAUCAUCGAGGAUGAGGAGCAGACCCGCUCUCUUCCCCCCAACCCCUUCAAUGAACUCACGGAGAAGGAGCUGGAGGAAUACAAAGAUAUGGUGGAAAAAAAGCAGCAAGGUCAAGAAGAAGACGACGACGCCACUGAUGCAGAUGAGAUGACCACAUUUGAUGGCUCCACCAUCUCCCUCUCCCUCUCUCCCAUAAUGACCCCGGCUAAACAAGACACAAUACCCAACGGGAAAGACCACUUGGCAGAGAUGGAGGAGGAUCUGAGCAUCGAGGUAUCCAAGCUGAGCCUGAGCACUUCAGAAACGGUGGAAAUCUCCAUAACAACGAAGGAGAAGACGGGGGAGGCUCAGACCCCGGAGAGCCAAACCAAGUCCCCCAAGAAGAAGAAAAAGAAGUUCCGUACGCCAUCGUUCUUGAAAAAGAGCAAGAAAAAGAAGGAGGAGAAAGAAAAGACGGAAGCGUGAGAGUGUUUAACUCCAAAAGCAAUAAGUGUUUUUGCAAGAAAAAGAAACAUUUGAAUUGCCUUCCUAAUUUUCAGUUUGUUGAAGGGAAGUGAAAUAAGAGAGAGAUGACUGAACCAUUUAAUCAGAGAGUCUCCCAGGAACAGUGUUGUUGUUGCACAUCCAGCAAAUUCCCCUCAUUCACAGCUAUUAUUCUAUGUGAGCGUUUUUCCAAGAUGUGCCAGCAGAUGGUAAUAUGGAAGUUUUUUUUGUUUUUUUUUCCUUUUCCUUUGAGGAUUGGUGAUUGAUCACUGAGGGCUCAGCAAAGUGAAAUCAAAUCAAAAGUGAAUGCAAAGCUGCAUUUUUAGUGGUUGUUACCCAUAUUUUUAUUGGGGUUUAAAAAUAGGUGAAACAAGGAUUUAAAGCUCGAGAAUACAUCAGAUUGGACCGGUUAGUUUUUUUUUCUUUUUGCACAUCGUUGAAUGUAUUCUGACAGCUAAGAAAUAUGUUUAACAAUUUUAAACAUUUAAGUCAUACCAGUAGUGUAACAGUGGCUGGAGAUUAUUAAGAUUAUAAGAUGUUUAGCCUUAUAAGAAGUACGAUUUGUAUCUGAAUAUAAUCAUAGUUAUCUUGUAAUAAUAUAUGUUGGUUUAUAUUAUAGGUAUUACAAUCUAGUGUUUGAUAGUUAUUACAUAAAUGAUUUGAUAGUUCUUACUUAUUUACAUACUAACUCUUACACUAAACAUGCUGUGAUGGAUAAUACAGUAAUAAUUCAUGUUGUAUGCGAUGCUGUUCCCAUGGUUGCUGCUUUAUUGUACUUGUGACAAGGAAUCGACUGUGACUAACAGAGAGAGCUCAGCUAAGUUGUUGGAUAUUGUUUAUGAGUGACAAAGUUUGAUUUUUGAGUUGUUUUUUUUAUAACAGAAUUGACAGAUAAUCACCACUUCUUUGGACGUUGACAAUGAAAGUGCCAGGUCUGAAUCAAAGAAAGUCGAAUGGCUGUUUUGUUUUUUUUUGACUAAUUUUGUUCCGAUAGUCGGUUCGAUGGCAAUAUGCUGUGGAAAGCUUUUCUUUGUAGCCACUGUUAGAUAUAAAGUUUAUUAUAGGACCAUAUAUUUACAUCCCAGUCAACAAUGUGAAUGAUUUGUUUCAGCCCAAAGGGAGUGAACUCUUUGCCUUUGUAAAUAGUUUUUGUGAAGCUUCUUUUGUUACGCCUAAACCAAAUGUUAAACGAUAGAAAUGUGACAGUACAAUCUAAUAACGACAUUUUAACACGUCUUUUAUCAUAAUGUUUUAUACCCGACUUAUUUACUGAACAUGCACAGCGCCUUUGUGUUUACAGGUUAUGUAAUUUGUGUGCCUAGUGCUUGUGUUUUCCUCUGUUGUUUACAUUGCUAUUUGUAUCGCCUAGAUUUUUUUAAUUUUUAAUUUUUUUUCCCCCCAUGGUGCUUUACAUUACUGUCACCUUGCUUCAAAGUCAGCCCUUUAAAACUGCCUUCUACCUGACGUAAUAAAAGCUGGGAUAUGUUUCCGUAA
Molecule: messenger RNA, 3718 nt
Organism: Stegastes partitus (bicolor damselfish)
Lineage: Eukaryota; Metazoa; Chordata; Actinopteri; Pomacentridae
Product: gamma-adducin-like
Exons: 15
Coding region: 122-2206 (694 amino acids)
Biological process (GO): barbed-end actin filament capping
Cellular component (GO): cytoskeleton; postsynaptic density; plasma membrane
Molecular function (GO): actin filament binding
Source: RefSeq, a predicted model, not a curated record